AUGUGUCAAAAAAUGCCGAUACCACAAGCACAAUUACGAGACACAAAAGUCCUUUCACAUGCCUGUACAUUACCAGACCCAUAUUACUUGGGAAAUCUAUCCUACAGUGAAUGGCUGAAGGCAAAAUGGCUCGAUUUGGUGUGCAUAUCUGUCGAAAGUCCUCUCUCAAGGAACUACUUCAAAAGCAAUGAGGAAAUUAAAACCGAAAGGAAGAAACAGAUGAGUUCGAAUCAACCAUAUUACAUUCAUCCUUUAAGUAAAUUCAGGGCAGUAUAUGAGAUUUACUUGGCAUUUUUUAUUGCAAUCAUGAUAUUUUCCAAAUUGGCCGAGCACGGAUUUACAAGACUGCAACUGGAAUUCUUUCCACACCAUAGAGAAGUUUCUGUAUUUCUUGAUCUACUGUGCUUUUUGGACAUAUGUAUUAAUUUCUUUACUGGUUAUAUCGACGACCGAAACGAUGAUAUGGUGAUGGAUCCAAAGAAAAUCGCCAAACAUUACAUACUUGGACCUUUUUUUAUAUGCGAUCUUCUCUCUGCGACUCCAAGGCAGAUAUGGUAUCUAAUAAUGAGCGAGGAGCAAAUACUUUCUGAUCAAAUGCUUUAUUUUCUGGGCGUUUUAAAUAUAUUGUGCUGUUUUCGAUUAAUAAGGCUGAUCACCCUCAUUCAGAUAAUCUACCGCAUUGAGGAGUAUUUUCAGAUGAACAUGAAGAAUGUACUAUUUCCAUUUUGCUCUUUAAUAAUAAUGCUACUGUUGCUGCAUUUCUUUACCUGCAUGCAGUAUGGAGUGUCUAGGACAGUUAGAAUAUACUUCGUGCCUAGGAAAGAGAGAAAAUUUGAUAGUUGGAUAUACACUAAUGACUUGUACUACCAGAAUUUUCACAAACGAUACCUCCAUGCAUUUUUCAAAAGCUCGGCAUACCUAUUAGGAAUAAAAGUGAAAUUAUAUGAGCAUAAGUUGCCGGAAGAGUAUGCUCUGGCAAUUACAACAUACACAACAGGAAAAGUACUGCUGGGCAUCGUCUGGGUGAUGCUCUCUGUAUCUAUCUUGAGUGCAAAGAAGUUGGAGAUAAAGUAUCAAGAAAUAAUAGACCAGUUAUCAUGCUAUAUGACCCAACGGGGUGUAACCGCCGCUCUCCGGAAUCGUAUACUGCAGUUCUAUCAUUUUCUUUACCAAAAGGAGUUUUUCAAGGAGAAAGCCGUAGCAGCUGUACUUCCAGCAAGGCUGAAAGACGAAGUAAACGUACACAUGUGCUAUUGGUUGAUCAAAAAUGUCCAUAUAUUUGAGGGUCUAUCUCAAUCUGAAGUAAGCGAAGUUGUGUCUCGUCUCAGACCUCAAAUAUAUCUGCCCAAAGACCGCAUCAUUACUGCACGUCGGAAGGCAGAUGGUAUGUUUUUCAUUUCUAGUGGAACGGUUGCGGUGUACACGCAUUCAGGAAAAGAGUUAUGUCAUUUACACGAUGGACACUACUUCGGAGAAAUAGGAAUGCUAAAGAAUUCCAACAGAUAUGCUGCAACCGUGGUCGCGAUAGAGAUAACGAAGGUUUAUAUGCUGCCCAAAAGAGAUUUUCAUAGCAUUCUUUUGGAAAAUGAAGUUGUAUCGAGCAAAAUCGCGAAGAAGGCCGAGAAACUAGCAAAGAUGAUCAAGGUCGAAGAGGAUAAAUAUAAAAAAAUGCGGUUUGAAGAGGCUUAUAAAGCAAAGGGUGAUCAGCAUAGUUAAUAUUUCAGUUUAACUACCAGCUAAUUCUGGGUAAAAUAACCAGAAGCGGCGCCACUCUUGUAGAGGAUUGCACUACUCACUCACUCUCUGGAGAGCAAAAAUAAUGUUUGAAUUAUUUCUAUCUAUAUUUGCUUACCACUGGC
Molecule: messenger RNA, 1859 nt
Organism: Acanthoscelides obtectus
Lineage: Eukaryota; Metazoa; Arthropoda; Insecta; Coleoptera; Chrysomelidae
Source: the annotation of a GenBank genome assembly